Molecule: messenger RNA, 3917 nt
Organism: Oryza sativa Japonica Group (Japanese rice)
Lineage: Eukaryota; Viridiplantae; Streptophyta; Magnoliopsida; Poales; Poaceae
Product: phytosulfokine receptor 1
Biological process (GO): protein phosphorylation
Cellular component (GO): membrane
Molecular function (GO): protein binding; protein kinase activity; ATP binding
Source: RefSeq, a predicted model, not a curated record
ACUGGUGCGGCCUACCAGUGAGCGAGUCUGCGAGUGAGAGAAAAGAGGACACGAGAAAGCUUUAGAGAGAGAGAGAGAGGAAAUUGAUUUUUUUUAAGUUUGCGAUGAAUGAAUAAACAAAUCUGGUGAAGAGGUUGGGAGGAAGAAGAACGGCUGCUGAUGAGAGCCGCAUUGGAGUCAAAACCAACCGUCUCUUUCUCUCCUCUGACUUUCCCCCACUCUCCUCCUCUUCUUCUUCUUCCUCCUGUGAUGCCAUCCUCCUCUUUCGGCGCCUCACAAUCUUGCGAUCCAGCUCAUGUGGCGGACGGAAUGAGAGGGAAUUUCCCGUUCUUGCGCUCCUGGAUUUCUUGCCCAGAGGAGGAGUCUUGACUCUUGCGAGCGUGUUCGUUCUUGGUGAUUAGAUUCAUGCUGCCUCGUUGCAAGGUGGUGUGAGUUGUUUUCCUGGAUUCUUGAAGUUGUUCAUGCCCUGCAGGAAGAAGGGGUUCAUUUUCUGAUUCCGUCGACGGCGGAGAUGAGAGGUUACUACUGCUUCUUCCAUUUCUUGGUGGUGUCCGUUCUGCUCCACGUCCAUGGCGGCCGCUCCGAGAGCCAGACGUGCGACCCCACCGACCUGGCGGCGCUCCUGGCCUUCUCCGAUGGCCUGGACACGAAGGCCGCCGGGAUGGUCGGGUGGGGCCCCGGCGACGCCGCCUGCUGCUCGUGGACGGGCGUGUCCUGUGAUCUCGGGAGGGUGGUGGCGCUGGAUCUCUCCAACCGGAGCCUCUCCCGGAACUCGCUUCGCGGCGGCGAGGCGGUGGCGCGGCUCGGCCGGCUGCCGAGCCUGCGGCGCCUCGACCUCAGCGCGAACGGCCUCGCCGGCGCGUUCCCGGCGGGCGGCUUCCCGGCGAUCGAGGUGGUGAACGUCUCCUCCAACGGGUUCACCGGGCCGCACCCCGCGUUCCCCGGCGCGCCGAACCUGACGGUUCUUGAUAUCACCGGCAACGCCUUCUCCGGCGGCAUCAACGUCACCGCGCUCUGCGCUUCGCCGGUCAAGGUCCUGCGGUUCUCGGCGAAUGCCUUCUCUGGUGAUGUGCCGGCCGGCUUUGGUCAGUGCAAGCUGCUCAACGACCUCUUCCUUGAUGGCAAUGGCCUUACUGGGAGCCUCCCCAAAGAUCUGUACAUGAUGCCAGCGCUGAGAAAACUAAGUUUGCAGGAGAAUAAGCUCUCCGGCAGCCUCGACGACGACCUCGGUAACCUCACUGAGAUUACGCAGAUUGACUUGUCAUAUAACAUGUUCAAUGGCAAUAUCCCUGAUGUGUUUGGGAAAUUGAGGAGCUUGGAGUCCUUAAACUUGGCUUCCAACCAAUUGAAUGGCACAUUGCCUCUAUCCCUGUCGAGCUGCCCGAUGCUUAGAGUGGUCAGCCUGAGGAACAAUUCGCUGUCCGGUGAGAUUACCAUUGACUGCAGAUUGCUCACGAGGCUGAACAACUUUGAUGCUGGGACCAACAAGCUGCGUGGUGCUAUACCGCCUCGCCUUGCCUCGUGCACUGAGUUGAGGACGCUGAACCUUGCAAGGAACAAGCUUCAGGGGGAGCUACCGGAGAGCUUCAAGAAUUUGACAUCACUGUCAUACCUUUCUCUUACGGGGAAUGGUUUUACCAACUUGUCAUCAGCAUUGCAAGUCUUGCAGCACCUGCCCAACUUAACUAGCUUGGUGCUCACCAAUAACUUCCGUGGUGGUGAAACCAUGCCAAUGGACGGCAUCGAAGGGUUCAAGAGAAUGCAGGUUCUUGUCCUGGCGAACUGUGCACUCUUGGGCACGGUUCCACCUUGGCUGCAGAGCUUGAAGAGCCUCAGUGUGCUGGAUAUUUCAUGGAACAAUUUGCAUGGGGAGAUCCCGCCAUGGUUAGGCAACCUCGACAGUCUUUUCUACAUCGAUCUGUCCAACAACUCAUUCAGUGGGGAGCUUCCUGCAACCUUUACACAGAUGAAGAGUUUAAUUUCAAGUAAUGGCUCAAGUGGGCAGGCGUCAACAGGAGACCUCCCAUUAUUCGUCAAGAAGAAUUCGACUUCCACUGGUAAAGGCUUGCAGUACAACCAACUCAGUAGCUUCCCGUCAUCACUGAUCCUCUCAAAUAACAAGCUUGUUGGGCCAAUAUUGCCAGCCUUUGGCCGUCUAGUGAAGCUUCAUGUGCUGGACUUGAGCUUUAACAAUUUUUCUGGGCCAAUUCCUGAUGAGUUAUCAAAUAUGUCGAGCUUGGAAAUAUUGGAUUUAGCCCACAAUGAUCUCAGUGGGAGCAUACCAUCAUCUCUAACGAAGCUGAACUUUCUGUCCAAGUUUGAUGUUUCGUACAACAAUUUGUCUGGAGAUAUCCCGGCAGGAGGCCAAUUCUCCACGUUCACUAGUGAGGAUUUUGCAGGCAAUCACGCACUACACUUUCCUCGGAAUUCCUCCAGCACAAAGAAUUCUCCUGAUACGGAAGCACCACAUCGUAAGAAGAACAAAGCAACCCUUGUGGCCCUUGGACUUGGUACUGCAGUGGGGGUUAUUUUUGUCUUGUGUAUUGCUUCUGUGGUUAUAUCAAGGAUUAUUCAUUCAAGAAUGCAGGAGCAUAAUCCAAAGGCAGUAGCGAAUGCUGAUGACUGCUCAGAGUCUCCGAACUCAAGCUUGGUGCUGCUUUUCCAGAACAACAAGGAUCUUGGUAUUGAAGAUAUAUUGAAGUCAACCAACAACUUUGAUCAAGCCUAUAUAGUUGGUUGUGGUGGUUUUGGACUUGUUUACAAGUCAACACUACCAGAUGGGAGGAGAGUUGCAAUCAAGCGGCUUUCAGGCGAUUACUCUCAGAUUGAGCGGGAGUUUCAAGCUGAAGUGGAAACACUAUCACGUGCCCAGCAUGACAACCUUGUUCUGCUAGAAGGCUAUUGCAAGAUAGGCAAUGACAGACUACUGAUCUAUGCAUACAUGGAGAAUGGCAGCUUGGAUUACUGGCUUCAUGAGAGGGCUGAUGGUGGUGCCCUGCUGGAUUGGCAGAAGAGGCUACGGAUUGCACAGGGAUCGGCAAGGGGGCUGGCAUACUUGCACCUGUCGUGUGAGCCCCAUAUAUUGCACCGAGAUAUCAAGUCAAGCAAUAUCCUCUUGGAUGAGAACUUUGAAGCUCAUUUGGCUGAUUUCGGGUUGGCAAGGCUCAUAUGCGCAUACGAGACGCAUGUCACAACAGAUGUAGUGGGAACCUUGGGCUACAUUCCACCUGAAUAUGGGCAGUCACCUGUGGCUACUUACAAGGGUGAUGUGUACAGCUUUGGAAUUGUUCUUCUGGAGCUACUCACUGGGCGGCGGCCUGUGGACAUGUGCAGGCCAAAAGGGAGCAGAGAUGUAGUGUCCUGGGUGCUUCAGAUGAAGAAGGAAGACAGGGAAACUGAAGUAUUUGAUCCAACCAUAUAUGACAAGGAGAAUGAAAGCCAGUUGAUCAGAAUCCUGGAGAUAGCACUGCUUUGUGUGACUGCUGCUCCUAAGUCAAGACCAACAUCGCAGCAGCUAGUCGAAUGGCUUGACCAUAUCGCUGAAGGUUAAGGUUCAGUCAAGUUCUUAAAUGGUUUCAGUUUGAUCGAUCAAGAUCCAUCCUGAUAGUUUCUUAAGAUGAUUAGUUCUGUAAAUAAUAUUUACAUAGCGUGAAAUGCCAAGAGUUCAAUUUCCUUCUCAUGCCACCCUUCAAGUAAUAGUUCAUAUCAUCCUCUUUCCUUUCUUCAUAAGGUGGUUGCAAGAUCACCACAAUGUAAAAAAUGCAUUGUAGGUUUAAACCCUCAGGAUAACACCCUAGCAGUUACAUAACCGGCUUUUCUACAGAUUUAUUGUAUGUUCUGUAAUUUCAGCUACUGCUAUGGUAUGAAUGAACUUUUGUGGGGCAUUUGUUUUCAGUGAUUUGCUCCAGCUAGUGCUA